ACCUAAGAUGGCCGCCGCCGCGGCGACGGGCCAGAGAGACCUCAGGAGCGGCUGCCCUCGUUCAAGAUGGCGCCGCCGGCUUCGAGCGCGGCCGCCCUGUCCGCGCGAGCUCCGCCCCGCCACCGCCGCCUCCUCAGCAGCAACGCCGCAGCCGCCGCUCGGCCAUGGCGAGCCGGUGAGGAGACGGACCGGCGCGGGGCAGGCGGAGCAGCAGCAGCCGCGGGUUGAGGAGGAUGCGCCGCUAGGCCCCGGGCGGGCGGCGAAGCCUCAGCCGCAGGAGACGCCGCCCUCCUGCUCGCCGCCGCCGCAGUCAUGUCGGGCCGGGCGAGCGGCUCCCCGGCCGCGGCGGUGGUGGUGGCGCUGCCGCCGCCCGCCUCCUCCCCUUCUCCGCGGGGCGCCUCUCCCGGGGCGGCGGCGGCGGCCUCCUCGUCGUCGUCGUGCAAGGAGAAGCGCUCCUUCAGCAAGCGGCUGCUCUUCCGCGGGCGCCGCGGCGGGGGCUCCCCGGCGGCGGCAGCGGCCUCCUGCUCCUCCUCGCCGCCUCCUCCGGCCUCCGCCUCCUCCUCGGGGCCGCGCGCGCUGGGCGGCUUCAUGAGCCGCGUGCUGAAGACCCUCUCCACCCUCUCGCACCUCAGCUCCUCCGAGCAGCAGCAGCAGCACCACCACCACAGCCUGGGCCGCUGCUUCCAGCCCAGCCCGGAGCCCGAGCCGCCCCCGCCCCCGAGGCCUGCCCCCGAGGCCGCCCCCUCGCCGCCGCCGCCCGCUGCUGCUGCCCCCGCCGCCGCCCCUUCGCCGCCGCCGCCGCCGCCGGGCCUGCUGCUGCCCGCCGGGCCUCCGGCUGCCGGCUGCUCCUCGGUCUCCUGCCCGGCCGUGCCCGGCGUGGCGGGGCUGCGCAACCACGGCAACACCUGCUUCAUGAACGCCGUCCUGCAGUGCCUCAGCAACACCGAGCUCUUCGCCGAGUACCUGGCCCUCGAGCAGUACCGCGGCGGCGGCGGCGGCCCCGGAGGAGGCGCGGCCGCAGCAGGCCCGGCCCAGGAGUCGCUGCGGGAGGAGGCCCCGCUGGGCGAGGAGGAGGAGGAGGAGGAGGCCCCGCCGCCGCCGCCCCCGCUCUCGGCCGGCGAGCCGGGCCUGCUGCUGGACAACCGCUGCUGCACGUCGGAGACCCGCGGUGGCGGGGAGGUGACGGAGCAGCUGGCGCAGCUGGUGCGGGCCCUCUGGACGCUGGAAUACACCCCGCAGCACAGCCGCGAGUUCAAGAGUAUAGUCUCCAAGAACGCUAUGCAGUACCGUGGGAGCUCGCAGCAUGAUGCUCAGGAGUUUCUGCUCUGGCUUCUGGACAGAGUCCACGAGGACCUCAACAACGCAGUGAAGAACAACAGCAGGCCUUCUCUGAAGCCGCCACUGGAAGACGAUGUCUUGAUUGAGGGACCAGCCUUUCCAAUCAACAGCACUUUUGUCCAGGAGCUCUUCCAGGCCCAGUACAGGUCGUCCUUGACGUGUCCUCAUUGCCAGAAGCAGAGCAACACCUUCGAUCCGUUCCUGUGUAUCUCGUUGCCAAUCCCCCUGCCUCACACACGGCCGCUGUACAUCACGGUGGUGUACCGAGGGAAGUGUUCCCACUGCAUGCGUAUUGGGGUGGCUGUGCCUCUCUCUGGAACGGUGGCCCGGCUGCGAGAAGCUGUGUCCAGAGAAACUAAAAUCCCCACCAAACAAAUCGUGCUGACGGAGAUGUACUACGACGGCUUCCAUCGCUCGUUCUCUGACACAGACGACCUGGACAGCGUGCAGGAGAGCGACUACAUCUUUGCCUUCGAGACCCCGGAGAUCUUUCGACCAGAGGGGAUCCUUAGCCAGAGGGGCAUCCAUGUGAACAGUAACCUGAACCACUUGAAAUAUAGCGCCGACCAUCACAGGGCUUCAUCCUAUCCCCCUCAAGGCAGGCUGGAGAACUCCAAUCCCCGGCUGGCAGCGGCGAGUGACAAGAUUGUAAUCUUGGUGUGUAACAGGGCGUGUACCGGACAGCAGGGGAAGAGGUUUGGGCAGCCUUUUGUGCUGCACUUAGAGAAGACUAUUCCUUGGGACCUCCUGCAGAAGGAGAUUUUGGAGAAGAUGCAGUAUUUUCUGCGGCCUUCAGCCUGCCUUCAGGUUUGUCCAUUCAGCUUGCGAGUGGUCAGCGCUGUGGGCAUAACGUACUUGUUACCUCAAGAAGAACGGCCUCUCUGCCACUUGAUGGUGGAACGAGCCCUGAAGUCGUGUGGGCAAGGCGGCCCCCCCCACGUGAAGCUGGUGGUGGAAUGGGACAAGGAGACAAAAGACUAUUUGUUCGUCAAUACAGAAGACGAAUAUGUCCCAGACGCGGAGAGUGUCCGCCAGCAGAGGGAGCUCCACCACCAGCCUCAGACCUGCACCUUAUCCCAGUGUUUCCAGCUCUACACCAAAGAGGAACAGCUGGCUCCGGACGAUGCCUGGCGCUGCCCCCACUGCAAGCAGCUGCAGCAAGGGAGCAUCACACUCAGCCUUUGGACUCUGCCCGACGUCCUCAUCAUUCACCUGAAGCGCUUCCGGCAGGAGGGAGACCGGAGGAUGAAGCUGCAGAACAUGGUCAGGUUCCCGCUGGCCGGCCUGGACAUGACGCCCCACGUGGUCAAGCGCAGCCAGAGCAGCUGGAGUCUGCCCUCCCACUGGUCCCCCUGGAGGCGCCCCUACGGCCUGGGCAGGGACCCGGAGGACUUUGUCUACGACUUGUACGCCGUCUGCAACCACCAUGGCACCAUGCAGGGUGGCCACUACACAGCCUAUUGCAAGAACUCCGUGGACGGCCUGUGGUACUGCUUUGACGACAGCGACGUGCAGCAGCUGGCGGAGAACGAGGUGUGCAAGCAGACGGCCUACAUCCUCUUCUACCAGAGGCGGACAGCCAUUCCCUCCUGGUCAGCCAACAGCUCAGUGGCAGGCUCCACAAGCUCCUCGCUGUGUGAGCACUGGGUGAGCCGACUCCCAGGCAGCAAGCAGCCCAGCAUUGCCUCCGCAGCGUCCUCCAGGCGCACCUCCCUGGCUUCCCUCUCGGAGUCCGUGGAGCUGAUGGGGGAGAGGAGUGAAGACGACGGUGGGUUUUCCACGCGGCCCUUUGUGAGGAGCGUCCAGCGCCAGAGCUUGUCCUCCCGGUCCUCCGUCACCAGCCCCCUGGCUGCGAGCGAGAACGGGCUCCGGCCCUCGUGGUCCCUGUCGGCCAAGCUGCAGAUGCGCUCCAGUUCCCCCUCGCGCUUCCCCGGGGACUCCCCUGUGCACAGCUCGGCCUCCACUCUGGAGCGGAUCGGGGAGUCUGCGGAUGACAAGGCCUCCACCUCGUGCUUCGGCAGCCUGCGGAGUCUUUCCGGCAGCUACCAGGAGCCCCGGACUACAGGCGGCAGGGCUCCCCUGGCAGUCAUGGAGGGCGUCUUCCGUGACGAGGGGCCUGUGUGGAGGCCGGGCGCGGGCGCAGACGCCUACAGCAAGAGCACUGCCCUGCAAGUGGACGGGAGCUGCUCUGCUCUGGACCCUUUUGACAACAACAACCAGAUCGCCUUUGUGGAUCAGAGCGACUCGGUGGAGAGCUCUCCCGUCAAGGAAGGCAGAAGCUUCAGCGGGAUCGGGCUGUCCUUGGCCCGAGCAGAGGGCCCCCCCGCCAAGGCGGCCGAAUCCAAAGCUGCCUUGGAGGCCGACAGAAGCUCCAGGCACGGGAGGGCCGCCUUGCCCAGCCCUGGGCCCCCGCUGCCUCGCCAGCCCCCCGCCUCCCCCCCUCCCUCCAAGCACGUGCCGAAGGCUUCUCGCUCUCGGAGCCGGGCAGAGUCCUCCCGGUCCAGCGGGCGCCACGGCUCCCCCGCUGCGGGGCACAGCCGCAAGGAGGCCGGCUCCAGGGCCCGAGACGCUGCCUCUGGCGCCUCCGCUCAGCAGAAGCAGAAGCUGGUCUCCUCCUCCUCCUCCUCUUCCUCCACGGCCGUGAGGAGGAACUCGGCCGGCUCGUCGGUCCGGGGCCAGGCCCCUGCGGGCAAGAGCAGGACUUCGGAGCGCAGCCUCAGCAGGGAAGGCUCCAAGCUGAGCCUGGCCUCGGACAAGGUCAGCGUCGCCGCCGGCUCGCGGACGGGCUCCCCGCGGACCAGCCAGGCGCGAGGCGAGGGCCGGACGGCCGACGGCAAGCACGUGCGCAGCUCCUCCAUGGCCAGCCUGCGCUCGCCCACCCCGGGCCCCCGCUCGGCCUUGAAGCGGGACAGCAAGUCCGAAGACAAAGGGCUGUCCUUCUUCAAGUCUGCCCUGCGGCAGAAGGAGUCCCGUCGGUCGGCCGACCUGGGCAAGACCGCCCUGCUGUCCAAGAAGAUGGCGGCCGGCAGGAACCUGCCCGAGGAGAAGCCGGACAGGAGCAAGAGCAGCCCCCAGCCCCUGCCGCGCCCGCUCUCCUCCGCCCACCCGGCGGCCACCGAGGCCUCCCCCGCCAAACGCUCGCUGCUCGCCAGCCGCAAAGCCAAGUCUGCCCAGCUGGAGGCCGGCGCGCCCCAGUCGCCCGGCGCCGGCAAGCAGGCUGCUGAGAAGUCCCCGCGCACGCUGCCCCCCGCCAGCAUGCCCUCCUCCGCGCAGCCGCCUUCGACGUCGCAGUGAUCCGUGGCUGGAGCCCCCCACGGGGCCACCGCGCGCUCCCUUUGCCAAGAAGCCCUUUCGUCUCUGCUUUCUGUCCACGUGCCUGGCGUGUCUGAGCGGGACUGGACGACUCUUCAAGCGCCUUCGGAGUCCGCCAUCAUACCAAAUCACGCGAGGCAGGAGUGGCUGGCAGGCGUGGCGGGGGCUGCCGGAGGACGCCGCCCCCCCCGCCCCGCGGCAGAUCCGGACUCUGGACAGAAUCCUCUGUAGGGACCCUAACCACUCUUUCCUCCCGAGAGCGCCUCUGGAGCGUGUAAAUGGCUCGCUGUGUCGCUGUUGCCACGCUGGCCGCCCUCCCCGGAGGCUCUCCCUGGUCCGGCUCUGUGAGCUACGGAAGAGCUGCGCGGGGAGACGGUGCCAGGCCCCUUGGUCCUGCGACCCCCACCCCCCCGCCCCCCCAGCUUCUUAAAGGGCAAUAUCUCAACGCUCAUGUUGUUUCUCAGGUAAACACUCCGCUAGUUCUGGAGGGAAUGGAGGACUCUGGGGAAAAGGGGCAUCCUCUCUCCUGGGCGGGGGGGGGGGUGUCUGUCUGUCGGGAAAGUCGGUCUCUUUGCGUCUUUGGUUCUCCUUGCGUUGUUCCAGCAGAUCUCUGUGUUUGAAGCGUGUCCUGCUUGGCUGCUCCUUUGUGUCGACACUGAUUGGAGGGAGGGGAGCGUCCCCCCAGCAGAUCUGGACCUGGAAGGGCUGCAGAGCCACGGGGAAUGCAGCUGUGGGGCAGGAGCGGCCAGGGGUGGGGUGGGGAGGCACAGCGGCCUCUCCCGCCUUGCUUCCUUCCCUCCCAGAGCUCCGUUUGCACCGCUCUUUCCCACCUUGAGAGUCGUGCUGCCUGCAGGCUGGCCAUUUGGCUAACCGUGCAGCUCUUCCUAAGGGGGGAGAGGAGCAAGUGGAGUCCCGGGAAGCAGAGCCCCCCCCCGUCUCCUUGGCCGCCCCCCCCCCCCGGUUAGGAGAGGAGUUGCUCCUGCUGCGGGCGUGCCUCUGCAGUAGUCCAUGGAGAAGGAUGCUCUGCGGCCUGGCCCCCUUCUCUCUUGUGGGUCAGCUGUGCUCCUUGCUGGGGGGGGGAGGGUGUUGUGGGAGACCCGUCCGUAGGUCCUGGCUUUGGCACGGCCCCUCCAAAGGAUCCUGCCUGGGCUGGCCUCGUCUUGCCACCCUGACCCACACCUGCCUCCUGCUGUGUCCUUUGGCCAGAGCCGGCCCCUGGGAGGAGGGCGUUCUGCCCCGGCAUUGCUGAACGGCUGCUCCUUCUGGCGGGCAGGUGGCUCCCUUCCCAACACAGAGGGAGCUGCUGCACCCUCUUCUGUGGGCGCUGAAGCCGCGAAGCCGCUGGCCUUUCCCUGGCUGUGCCGCCUCCGGCGUUCUCGGGAGCCCGAGCCCAGCCCCUCUGUGUUGCCCGGUGGGCCUGACGCUUCCCGCCACUGCUCGGGGCUGCCGGUUUUGCAAGGCGGCCAGAGUGCCUGCCCUUGGCGGGUCUGCAUGCAGAAGCAGGCUGCAGAGCGGCGGCGUGGUGCUGCCACGCACAGCCCCUGAGCGGGAGCCUGCUGUCUCUUCCUCUGAUCCUGGGCUUGUGAACCUUGUCAGCAUUGCUGGUUGUCACGCAGCAGGGGGCUCGCCAAGGCAGGGCCAGCGGCAGUCUCUCCCCCCCCCCCCCCGCCUGCAGGCUGGCUCCAGUGGGGCAGCACUGCCUCCCUGGCCGAGUGGGAGCUCUUCUGCAUGCAGCCUCCAUCCUUUCCCUUGCAAACGCUUCUCUUUGCACUGGGGAAGCGCAAAGCAGCUUCCCCGGCUGGGCAGGGCGGGGGCCGGGUGCUACCGCCAGCCUCUCCCCUCCCCAGCUGGGCUGGAGCACAGACGGGCGAGCUGCUCCUUAAUUUUGGUUGUCGGCCAGCCGAGAGCACCGGGCAGCAGGACUGGAAAGGGAGCCAAGCGAUGAGCCUCGGAGGGCUCCGCCAGCCAAGGGGCCGGGUCUCCUGUGCUCUCUGGCGUUAAGGCCCAGCAGGCCAGGGAGGGGCUGUCUGGCUGUGGGCCUGGGCCUCUCCCCUUGUGGGGGCCUUGGCACUUGGCUCCCCCCCCCCAGCCAGCAGACUUCACCUCCAGCCUCGGCUCCUGAGCGUGGAGGGCAGAGCUGCCUGUUUCUCUGCCUGGCUGCCUCUUCGUCUCCCUUCUGGGUCUCGGCUCUGCGGUGGAGAAUGAGUGGUGAGAGUUCGUGGCAUGCAGCUCGGCAGUUCUCUGGGGGUGGCGGGUGGCAGAUUGGAGCCCCUCCCCAAGAGGAGCGACGGAGGCGUCCCGAAGCCCCUUUCGUGGGGCUGAGACCCCGGCUGGUUCCGUGCACCACGAGCAGCCCCCCCUACCCCCCCCGGAAGGCUUCCUGCCCUCUUGAGCCAGGUUUUUCGGCCGUGUUAUUAUGCAAGUUCUAAGCACAUUUUCAAGGGAACCGUUUGCCAGAGGCCCCUUGAGCUUCGUAUCACACGUGUACUUGAGGGACAAGAGGGGGCCUGCAGCAGCCCUCUGGGACCACCGUGGCAAGCAGCCCCCCUCCCCGCCCGCCCUUCAGACACGUCCAUGGACCAACAGGGCUGGGUCGGACCCACGUGGGCCUCACGCUGCACCGAGAGCCCAACUCUUGCUUGCUUGUGCACCACAGCGCGAGUUCCAAGCAUGGCUGGCCAUGCGGCACCCUUGCAUGGCACUGCCCCCCUCGCCCCCCCCCCACGCAUGUCCAUAUUAACUAUGCAAGCACUCGUCUCGUAAGGCUCUUCCUAAGGAGCGGGGGGGGGCACCCAAGGAGGAGCAGCUGCCUGCCCCUCUCCCCUGUCCUGCCCCACUCUUAAUGAGAGCUGCACGGCCUGCAGGCCAGCCAUUCCUCAGGGAGAGCUGUGUAACUGACUCUGUGGCUCUACCUGAUGAAAGGCCGGCCUGCAGGCAACACGUGGCAUGGGGGGGGAGGAGCAGAGCUGUGUCUCCUUUGGCGGCAUCCCCCCCCCCCGCUCAUUAGGAUGAGCCGCUCCUGCCUGCGCUGCUGUUGGUGUGGAGGUGGGUCUCUCCGGCCCCUGGUCCUCCCUGGAGCUGGCCUGAGAGCCAACAGCCUCACCCCAGGCUUGGAUUUGCACCCAGAACUCUUUCCUUGGUGUGGGUCUUUUUUGGACUGUCUUCUGUGGAUGACGCCAGAAGAUUUCAGAGAGCAGGUUGUCUCCUCCCCCCCACUCUCGGUGUCUUUUCAUUUGGCGGCGGCAGCAGCCGCAGCCGCAGCCUGAUUGUGGCCAUUUUGAGGACUGCUGUGCCCACAUCUGGUCGGCAGCCUCCAGCAACUGGCCUCCUCCUGCCCGGAAAGAGCUUCCUGUUGAGCCCAGGUGCAAAUGCCUCCGGAGCAGGAGCAGGCUUCGCUGCGGAGCCCCAAGAGGGCGAGACUCUUCCCUUGGUGGCCUUCGGUCCGAGUGUGGGGAGCCUUACGGAGCUCUCUUGCCACAGAGAGAGAGCGCCACCCCCUUUGGCUGGCUGGCAUCCUGCGUGACACCCCGUCGCAGCCGGUGGCUUUGGUGACCCCCAGGCGGCGGCGGCGGCUGCUGUGUGGGCGCUCUGUUUGCCUCCCUAGACGCGCCAGUCGUCAGCUCUGUGUGUGUGUGAGAGAGAGAGAGAGAAAAUGACCGUCUGAAUCCCGUUGAGGGUCGCCCUCUCCUUGGCCUGUCCGUCUGCAGCCGCUUGCCAGGGUCCACGGCCAUCUGCAGAGGCCACUGCAAGUUGGUUCUGAUCUGUGGUGAGAGGAAAGGCCUGGCCCGACUUUUCUGAGCUUGAGGGGAAGUGCUUGAGCCUCAGGAGCUGGGUCUGACCGCACAGAGGAGGAGGAGGAGGAGGAGGAGGAGAUGGGCAUUCCAGCACAGUCCCCUCGUCUCCCUUGACGGCUGUAGAGCGUCAGUCGGGUUUGAGAAGCUCCCAUCACACCCCACCGUGUUCUCUGCCGCAGAGAGCUUGCGGUGGCUGGCCGGAGGCCACGUAGCCGUGGCCCCUAGAGCUCUGUGGCCUUGGGCAGCACUGCGCCCAGUGUGGCUCCCGAGGGCUGCAUGCUUGGGAGGCCUCCUCCUGCAGCUUCCUCUCCUGGGUGCUUGCCACUUGUGCCUCGGAACGUGAGCCUCGAACCAACACUGGAAUGGCCCCUGGAAGAGCUGCUCCGUGCCCCCCCCCGCUCCUCUGCCCCCCCCUUUGUGCUCCCUUUGACACUGCUGUCAGAAUCUCCGAGGGGGUGUGUGUGUGUGUGUCUGUGUGUGUCCGUGUGGGAGAUGGGGGGGUCGGUCUUUUGCUUUGGUUUUUAACUCCACCGCGCUCUGGGAGGGGAGGCUGCGUCUCUUCUUGGGGUGGAACCAUUGUGUACCAUACAAGGGUUUUAACUUAUUUGAGGGCAAGUGCAUGAGACUGUCAAUGCCUUUUAUUUAUUUGUAUGCACUUUUAAUAUGCAGAAUUUAUAUUUUUAUGUUUUAAAAAGAUCAUUUCCUUUCAGAGAGAAGUGUUUGGAUACCAGGUAUUGGAUGACUAAAAGUGGAAACCGUAAUAAAGUUCCAUACAUUUA
Molecule: messenger RNA, 9223 nt
Organism: Hemicordylus capensis (graceful crag lizard)
Lineage: Eukaryota; Metazoa; Chordata; Lepidosauria; Squamata; Cordylidae
Gene: USP31
Product: ubiquitin specific peptidase 31
Exons: 16
Coding region: 313-4632 (1439 amino acids)
Biological process (GO): protein deubiquitination
Molecular function (GO): cysteine-type deubiquitinase activity
Source: RefSeq, a predicted model, not a curated record